Bipolaris oryzae ATCC 44560 is the source of this 636-nucleotide messenger RNA. RefSeq lists its product as uncharacterized. The transcript has 2 exons. Gene Ontology annotation, molecular function: acyltransferase activity, transferring groups other than amino-acyl groups. The record is from RefSeq and is a predicted model, not a curated record. NCBI's taxonomy places the organism in Eukaryota, Fungi, Ascomycota, Dothideomycetes, Pleosporales, Pleosporaceae. Bases 1 to 636 code for a protein of 211 amino acids.
AUGAACGACCCAAUCGCCGACGCAAAAGCCCAAGAGGCAACGCGCAACUACGAAUUCCGCAUCGCAACACCCGACGACAUUCCCGCGCUCCAACAAAUGAUAGGCGAUUCCCUCCGCGCACUGGGCAAAGGAUACUACACGGAAGCCGAACUCGACGGCUCAAUAGGCUACCUCUUCGGCCCUGAUUCAGUCUUAAUCCACGAUCAAACAUACUACAUCCUCCACCCAACCUCACAGCCCACGACCAUCUGCGCCUGCGGCGGCUGGUCCUUCCGCAAAACCCUCUACGGGGGGGACUCUGCGCCCUCUGUGCUGCGCAUGCCCGCGAAGCGCGACCCCUCGGUCGAGCGCGCCAGCAUCCGCGCCAUCUUCACGUCGCCGGCGUAUGCGCGGCGCGGGCUCGGCACGAUGAUGAUGCGGCACUGCGAGCGCGCGGCGCAGCAAGGCAAGGCCGGCGAGACACUGGGGUUCAGCCGCUUGGAAAUGGGGGCGACGCUGAGUGGGGUGCAGUUGUAUGAGAGGUGUGGCUAUGUGAGGAGUGGCCGCGAGGAUGUGGUCACGUGUCCGAAUGGCGAGGGCAUUAGGAUUUUGCAUAUGACCAAGGAUUUGGAGGAGGAGGAGGCGGAUGCGCCGUGA